This is a messenger RNA of Clarias gariepinus (North African catfish), 2358 nucleotides long. It is a transcript of the gene slc7a8a, whose product is annotated as solute carrier family 7 member 8a. Gene Ontology annotation, molecular function: L-amino acid transmembrane transporter activity; neutral L-amino acid transmembrane transporter activity. The coding region runs from base 633 to 2228 and encodes 531 amino acids. Gene Ontology annotation, biological process: neutral amino acid transport; amino acid transmembrane transport. Gene Ontology annotation, cellular component: membrane. The transcript is spliced from 11 exons. Lineage: Eukaryota; Metazoa; Chordata; Actinopteri; Siluriformes; Clariidae. The record is from RefSeq and is a predicted model, not a curated record.
CUUGCAUACACCACCACCACCACCAUCAUCAUCUUCAUCAUCAUCAUCCUCGUCCUCCUCGUCAUCGUGUUGUACUGCAUGGUGAGAGAGUGAGAGAGUUCCCUCUGCCAGGCGGGAGGAUGCGCUUCGGAUUCCGCACCUGAGAACAAGGAAGCGCCGGAGUGCAGGACGAGAGAGGAGUCUCAGUGUCUCAGUGCGGGUUUAAUGCGGCGGUGGGACUCACUGUGUUUUAUCUGAUACGCUGUUUGAUUUUAGUGGAGUCUCAGGGUAAACUGGGGGUGAAAUAUAGAGAGAUCUCUCUCUGCUCUGAGACGCUCCGCUGAACUGAUGCUUUCAUUCCUAUUGGGAUAUGUUGUUAGAGUUUAUUUUUAAACUGACUCGGUUUUAAUACUACUAUUACUACUAAUAAUAUUAUUAACUGUGUGAGCUGGACUGACAUGUUCACAUUGUCACACUGCUGUUGAGGGACAGACGCAGGGGAUGCUGAGGAUCUCUUUAUCAAACCCUGUCCUAUUUAUUUAAGCACUAGAGAUAAAAACCCCGCUGUCCGUCCCUCCCCGAGACAAAACUGUCCUCAGUCUCAUCGAGACGACACCUCGCACUCACGAGUGUCCUGGACAGAGCGAGUGGACAUGACGACUGACGGCCCGAGACACCGAGCGAGCGCGGCUUCAGGCGGCGGCGAUGAAGCGCCACAAGCCGGGCAGAAAGAAGGAGAAACCUCCGUCGCCCUGAAGAAGGAGAUCGGGCUCGUGAGCGCAUGCGGGAUUAUUGUGGGUAACAUCAUUGGCUCAGGGAUCUUCGUCAGCCCUAAAGGCGUGCUGGAGAAUGCCAGCUCCGUUGGUCUAGCGCUCAUUGUCUGGAUCAUUACGGGUGUCAUCACUGCCAUCGGAGCUCUCUGUUAUGCUGAGCUGGGGGUCACCAUCCCUAAGUCUGGUGGCGACUAUUCUUAUGUGAAGGACAUCUUCGGUGGACUAGCAGGGUUCCUUAGAUUAUGGAUAGCUGUUUUGGUGAUCUACCCCACCAACCAAGCAGUCAUCGCUCUAACCUUUUCCAACUAUGUUCUGCAACCGCUCUUCCCCACCUGCUUUCCACCAGAGAACGGCCUCCGCCUGCUCGCAGCCAUUUGUCUCUUGCUUCUGACUUGGGUGAACUGCUCGAGUGUGCGUUGGGCCACACGAGUACAGGAUGUGUUCACGGCUGGGAAACUGCUGGCCCUCAUCCUCAUCAUCAUCAUGGGCAUUGUGCAGAUCUGCAAGGGUGACUAUUAUUGGCUGGAGCCUGUCAAUGCCUUCGAGCCAUUUCAGGACUACGAUGUCGGUCUCAUAGCUCUAGCGUUUCUUCAAGGCUCUUUUGCUUACGGAGGCUGGAACUUCCUUAAUUAUGUGACUGAGGAACUGGUGGAUCCCUAUGUGAACCUGCCUCGUGCAAUCUUCAUCUCCAUCCCUCUGGUGACUUUUGUGUAUGUGUUUGCUAACAUUGCCUAUGUCACUGCAAUGAGCCCACAGGAGCUGCUGGCCUCCAAUGCUGUUGCUGUGACGUUUGGUGAGAAGCUGUUGGGAGUGAUGUCAUGGAUCAUGCCCAUCUCGGUGGCUCUGUCCACCUUUGGGGGGGUCAACGGCUCCCUCUUCACCUCCUCUCGGUUGUUCUUUGCCGGUGCGAGAGAGGGCCAUCUCCCCAGCCUGCUAGCUAUGAUCCAUGUGAAGCGCUGCACACCUAUCCCUGCUCUGCUCUUUACUUGUAUCUCGACCCUUCUGAUGCUGUGCACUAGUGACAUGUACACACUUAUCAACUACGUAGGCUUCAUUAACUACCUCUUCUAUGGUGUCACAGUCGCAGGGCAGAUUGUCCUGCGCAUCAAACAGCCUGACAUGCCACGACCAAUCAAAAUCAGCCUAGUGUGGCCAGUGAUCUAUCUGCUGUUCUGGGCCUUCCUGCUGGUCUUCUCUCUGUACUCUGAACCUGUGGUCUGUGGCAUCGGUCUGGCCAUUAUGCUCACUGGGGUCCCCGUCUAUUUUCUGGGGGUCUAUUGGGACAAAAAACCCCAGUGCUUCAACACAUUUGUGGAUAAGAUGACCUACCUGGGCCAGAAGUUCUGUGUGGUCGUUUAUCCAGCAGAGGAAGAGAAAUAUGAGGACGGCUGUGGAGGAGACGGGAUAGAGAUGAAGGAAGAGUCUGCUCCUCUGUCGGCAGAAGACAGCACGACACCAAAAGCAGCCGAUUGCUGAACACAAGAACGUAGACAUAUAUAUACAGUAUAAACACACAGUCUAAUGCAGGGUGCUCGACUGAUCCUAAUAUAAUGGGAGUGAACUCAUACAGCACACACUAGUACGCCUUUUCGAUUGCUGCAUCUGC